This is a messenger RNA of Sporothrix schenckii 1099-18, 1605 nucleotides long. RefSeq names its product transcription initiation factor TFIIH subunit 4. The record is from RefSeq and is a predicted model, not a curated record. Gene Ontology annotation, molecular function: ATPase activator activity; double-stranded DNA binding. Gene Ontology annotation, biological process: nucleotide-excision repair. The transcript has a single exon. Gene Ontology annotation, cellular component: transcription factor TFIIH holo complex; transcription factor TFIIH core complex. Bases 1 to 1605 code for a protein of 534 amino acids. Lineage: Eukaryota; Fungi; Ascomycota; Sordariomycetes; Ophiostomatales; Ophiostomataceae.
AUGGCGACCGCUCCCUCCCUCACCCUCUCCGACUACCUCGAGAAGCAGCCCGGCACCAGCUUCCGCCGCCUCUACCAGCAGCCAUCCACCACCCUCGCCAUCUUCCGUCGCAUGCUGACCCCCCUCGCCAAGACCUUUGUCCGCAUGAUGCUCUACCUCGAUGGGCCGCUGCUGCUGGACACGCUCGACACCAUGGUCGCCCCGGACGCGAAGCGCCAAAAGGACCAGGCCCUGUCGAUUCUGCGGUCGCUCCACGUUGUGCAGAUCACGCCCGCCGUGCGCGACAAGCCCCAGGAGAUUAUGCUGACGGCCAACUUCAAGAACUCGUUCCGGCUCGCGCUCGAGGGCGGUGGGCGGCAAAACAGCUUCGGCGUGCCGAGCGAGAAGCCCGUGUCGGCCGACAUUGACAUUCCCUUUCUCGACCGGUUUGCGCGGCGCAAGUGGGAGGACAUUCUGCACUACGUCGUGAACAGCGUCGGCAUCCCGGGGUCGGGCAGCACCUUCGAGGGUGGCAGCGGCGGCGGCGGCGGCGGCAGCGGCGGUCCCAAGAGCACGGUCAAGGAUCUGCUGCUGGCCGGCCGUCUGGUGGAGCGGCGCACGGGCAUGCCGGGGGGCGUGGGCAUCACCCAGACGGGCUUCACGUUCUUGCUGCAGGCCGCCAACGCACAGGUCUGGACGCUGCUGCUGCAGUGGCUCGAGGCCGUCGACCAGCACCACGCGUCGUCGGACGGCGGCACCGUCGACAGCGUGGACAUGCUGUCCUUUUUGUUUAUGCUGUCGACGCUCGAGCUCGGACGCGCGUACGACACCAACGCCUUGACGGAGCCGCGCCGCGACAUGCUGCCCUCGCUCAUGGACUUUGGCCUCGUCUACAUCCCGCCGCACGAGCGCGCCUCCCAGUACUUUCCGACACGGCUGGCGACCACGCUGACGGGCGGUGGCGAUGCCGACGCCGCCGGUGCCGGUGCCGGUGGCGGUGGCAGUGGCAGUGGCAGUGGCGGCGGCGGUCUUCGCAGCGUCAAGGCCGGUUUUGCGGCCGCCACGGCCGACAGCGUCGCCGCCGCCGGCCUGCCCCCCGUCUCCGGGGUGGACGCGCCGGCCGCCCGCAAGGGGCAGGGCAGCAUCAUCAUGGAGACCAAUUUCCGCAUGUACGCCUUCACCUCGUCGCCGCUCCAAAUCGCCGUCCUCGCCCUCUUUGUCAAGCUCAACCACCGGUUCCCUGGCAUGGUCGGCGGCAAAAUGUCCCGCGAGUCCAUCCGCCGCGCCAUCUCGUACGGCAUCACCUCGGACCAGAUCAUCUCGUACCUGGCCGCCAACGCCCACGAGCAGAUGCACCGCUACGCCGCGGCCAACCACCGCCCCGUGCUGCCGCCCACCGUCGUCGACCAGAUCCGCCUGUGGGAGCUCGAGAACGAGCGCAUGAAGUCGAGCAAGGGGUUCCUCUUUAAGGAUUUCGACACCCCGCGCGAGUACGAAACGAUGGCCCAGUACGCCGACGAGAUUGGCGUGCUGGUCUACCGCAACGACAAGAAGCGGCACUUUUUCGUCACGAAGCACGAGCAGCUCGUGGCCUACCUCAAGGCGCGGAAGAAGGCAGAGGCCUAG